GGAGAUGGGGAGGAGACGGAGGCAUGGCUGGAAUCGGAGGAGAGAUUCGCCUGCUAUUGAGCGGAGGGGCGCUGAGAAUAAGGACUUGGACCACAUGGAUCCCAACAUUGGCGCGACAAACGCUAUUCGAUUGCUCGGAUGGGAUGGUGGAUAUAUUCUGGGGGAAGGAGUCGGAAUCUCAACUUUCGUGAUGGAAUAUGAGGGUCACGUGAUGGCGAUCAACUGAGCAACGUCAAGCCUCAAGACUUAAGACUUAAGGCAUCGACCGGGUGAUUUGCGAUUGAUUUCUUGUCGUCAUUCCGAUUAACGUUGCUUUCAUCUAUGUACACAACUUUCUACACCUCAAAUCCUCCUCUAUGUUUGCCAUUCUACGCUAACCCACAUGUUCCUGGAUGCCGUCCUAACCCGUCUCAACACAUGCGCCUCACCCUCCAUUCCCGCUAUUCAUGAGGAUGUACCGAACCUCAAGCGCCGUCAGAGCGUUGACACGCACUCGAAGACCACUCACCUUCUAUCACCCUCAAUUCCGGAGAUACCACAAUGAUUCGGGCCAUCAGCAUAUCCAAACCGUCAAGUUUGCCUCGCCACGGUACACAACCAGGCGGUUGGCCAUAUGGGCGCUUAAAACCGCUAUAGUGGUCGUGGCCGUCCAAUCCGCAUUCGGCUACUUCUUCAAAGUCGAGAUCGAGGAGACGGAAGAGGAGGAAGAGGAAGUGGAACUGCAGGAGGGCGAAGGGCAGCCGCCCGAAGAAGGCGAGACGAUCGUAAUGAACGACGGAAAUCUUCUGUUCAUCCCUCUCGGGCCCACGACACAGCUGCCCAAGACGUUUUACAAGGGAUCGGACCCGGAAUGGCAGGAUUUCAAAAAAUUGGCCGCGGAUCGGCAGAAGUUGGUGGAUAUUCGACGGGCACUCGCAUAUUUCGUCCGGACGCAGAUGAUGAACGAUCCACGGUUUAAGAUGGUGGGGCAGGUGGAUGUCAAGAAGGGGAAGUUCUGGCUCGACGUCGUCUUCCCCGACGGCCCAGCUCCGGAGUAUGAGCAGACGGGACUUGUAUUCGCUCCAAACUACAUCGCCUGGGCCGCCCGCACGCUCUCCCAAGAAGAAUACCGCAAACGCCAGCGCAUCUUCAUGCCCGUCGGCAUGCUGCAGGCGUCCUACGACAGCUUCCAGGCCAUCUACCAACAGCAGAUCAAGCGAUUCAGAGGCAUGUUGUCCGCACCCGGCGACCCGUCCGACGACGCCGACUCCCCCAGCAUCACCCAGAAAAAGCGCCGCACUAACGUCGAUUUCGAGCGCGUCGUAGACGGCCCGCCGCGACCAAACACCCCACGCACAGGCGGCCUCACCGCCGACGACGCGAAUGACAACGCGCAAGGCCAAACCCCCGAAACCAACAGCAAAUUCCCCCGCCUUCCCGGCGUUCUCCAGAUGCCCGGCACCGACGACCAAUCCAUCACCCGCAUCUUCCGGCGCGCGCUCACGGUCGCGUCGAUGCAGGACAAGGCAAAUAUGGAAGCGCCGCGCGGGACGGUGGUGGUGACGGGGCUGGUGGAGACGAUCGGGACGAACGGGCGGUCGACGAUCGAUACGGUGGCGUUCUAUGAUCCGCGGACGGAUCGGUAUGUGCAUUUUAAGGGGGCGAUAAGGACGAUGAUGCCGUUGCGGCAGGGGCCAAGGGGAGGAGAGUAGCGGAGGGUAGAGUAACGCCGGGUAUUUGACCGGCGUUUUCAUUGCAUGCGGUGGAGUUUUCCGGUUGGCGUUGGUCACGACUUACGGCAGCAUUGUUUCGGAGUUCGAUACCUUUCUGGGGACCGAUCGAUAGCCGAGUUGGAGCGGGAGAUGGUUUUGGUGGUGAGGUAUAUACUAGCUAGGUGUGUCCAAUACGACUAUGGCGCCCGAGCUUCUGUGGUCUUUGAUCCAUCGCGGCCUCGUUGAUCUAACCAUUGACUAUGCUCGGAUUAUGUACACUUUUCAUUGCCAUUUCCAGAGGCAUAUAGUGAUUG
Molecule: messenger RNA, 2005 nt
Organism: Eremomyces bilateralis CBS 781.70
Lineage: Eukaryota; Fungi; Ascomycota; Dothideomycetes; Eremomycetales; Eremomycetaceae
Exons: 4
Coding region: 453-1691 (412 amino acids)
Source: RefSeq, a predicted model, not a curated record